UUCGGCCUAGUCGAUUUAGCGGUUCUACAGUAAAGCAACAACAACAUGACUCGUUUCCUACUCCUCGCUCCGGUCAAACUUGAGUCCCGAGAUUGCACAUGGGAAGUAUGGAAGGUGGGAACCCUCUAUUACUCUCAAGCCCAGAACAAAAUGACUUACAAGAAGAAUCGACCAAAGAUAAUGAUCUCAUCAACAAAACAUGGACGGAAUCAAAGAAAUUAUGGCAAAUUGCAGGGCCCUCCAUCUUCAGUCGCCUAUCAAUGUUUUCCAUGACUAUAAUAACUCAAGCUUUCGCUGGCCACCUCGGUGAUCUCAAUCUUGCUGCCAUUUCCAUUGUCACUACUGUAAUUAUCUCCAUCUGCUUCGGCUUCUUGUUAGGCAUGGCGAGUGCGCUGGAGACAUUAUGCGGCCAAGCUUGUGGAGCCAAGCAGUACCACAUGCUAGGGUUAUAUAUGCAACGAUCAUGGAUCGUUCUGUUCAUAUGUUCGAUUUUGUUGAUACCCAUGUUUGUUUUUGCAUCUCCAUUUUUGAAGCUCAUUGGUCAGUCAACAACAUUGGCGGAGCAAACCGGUAUUGUUGCUAUUUGGUUGAUACCACUUCACUUGAGCUUCCCUUUUCAGUUCACUUUGCAGAGGUUCCUGCAGUGCCAAUUGAAGACCGCAGUUAUUGCUUGGGUUUCUGGUGUUGCCCUCUUGGUCCAUGUGAUUGUGAGUUGGGUUUUUGUUUAUAAACUGAGAGUUGGAAUUGUUGGAACUGCUAUCACACUUGACUUUUCAUGGUGGUUAUCGGUUUUAGGACUUUUCUGCUACAGUGUUUGUGGUGGGUGUCCUCAGUCUUGGACUGGUUUCUCUAAUCAAGCCUUUGUUGGGCUUUGGGAAUUUCUUAAACUCUCUGUGGCUUCUGGGGUUAUGCUAUCGUUGGAAAACUUCUAUUAUAGAGUGUUGAUCAUAGUUUCAGGUUAUAUGCGUAACAGUGAAGUAGCUGUUGAUGCCCUUUCAAUCUGCAUUGCUAUAUAUGCCUGGGAAUCCAUGGUUCCUCUAGGAUUUUUGGCUGCCACUGGAGUACGUGUGGCAAAUGAGCUUGGUGCCGGAAAUGCAAAUGGCACAAAAUUUGCCACCAUUGUGUCAUUGCUGUACUCCCUCUUGGUUGGACUUUUUUUUUGGCCAGUUGUUAUGGCCAUCCCUGGGAAGCUUGCAAUGAUUUUUACCUCAACCUCUGCUGUUAUUACUAUGGUCAAUGAACUGGCACUUUUACUGGCAUGCACUAUUCUCCUCAGUUGCAUUCAACCAGUUCUUUCGGGCGCAGCAAUUGGAUCUGGUUGGCAAGCUUUAGUGGCACUUAUCAAUAUUGGUAGUUACUACCUGGUUGGAGUGCCUCUUGGGGUUUUGUUGGGUUGGUUGCUCCAAUUUAAUAUCAAGGGCAUCUGGGCAGGAAUGAUAUGUGGAACUGUGGUUCAAACAUUGAUACUAACUAUCAUCACCAUGAAAUUGAAUUGGGAAAAAGAGGCAGAAAAGGCUCGGAUCCAUAUGUCUAAUGAGGCAGCCUCUUACAGAUAAAUUUAAUUUUGCAAAGCCUAAGCACAUUCAGGCGUGUUAAGAAGGAAUAAUUUCCUUUUUGUCUUGGAAAAACUACUGUGGCAAUUCUUUAAAAGAUUAGUAUUUUGUAGGGAUGUUUAAUUUAUUUUUAUAUUUAAAAUAUUUAAAUUUAUAUUCCCUUA
This is a messenger RNA of Mangifera indica (mango), 1717 nucleotides long. Its product is annotated as protein DETOXIFICATION 27-like. The record is from RefSeq and is a predicted model, not a curated record. NCBI's taxonomy places the organism in Eukaryota, Viridiplantae, Streptophyta, Magnoliopsida, Sapindales, Anacardiaceae. Gene Ontology annotation, cellular component: membrane. The transcript is spliced from 8 exons. Gene Ontology annotation, molecular function: xenobiotic transmembrane transporter activity; antiporter activity. Gene Ontology annotation, biological process: xenobiotic detoxification by transmembrane export across the plasma membrane. The coding region runs from base 99 to 1556 and encodes 485 amino acids.